This is a messenger RNA of Oppiella nova, 1177 nucleotides long. Lineage: Eukaryota; Metazoa; Arthropoda; Arachnida; Sarcoptiformes; Oppiidae. The record is from the annotation of a GenBank genome assembly.
UUUGAAACACAGCAUAUUAUUGUUUACUAUAUAAGGUUCUUGCUAAAUUAAUUAGUAAUUUAUUUAUUAAUAAAAAAAGUAAACAAAAAUGGAAAAUACAAUUCCUGUUGAGGAGAGGCAACGGUUGUAUGAAUUGUGCAAAACUUAUUUAAGCGGCAAAUGGUCUGAAGUUACGGCAAAUGAGUUGACUAUAAAACCAGUUACCGAUGGAUUUGUGAAUAAAUUAUACUAUUGCGGUCUACCCGACCACAUGGACACCAAAUACAACAAAGUAGUGGUCAGGGAUGUGGACUACGAGCAGUUUAAGGAUUUUUACAAUCAAACACAUGUGAUCGCAAUGAGUGUGAUUUUGUCGCAAAUCAAUAUAAGUCCCAAACUAUUAGCUGUAUUUCCAAACGGAACUAUCAAUGAAUUCAUUGAGUGCCGCUAUUUCAACGCUACCGAUGAUGUAAACCCCAAAACCGUGGGACUGUUAGCCCGAAAACUAGCAAAGUUUCACUCACUUGAUAUGCCUAUUCCUAAGACUACUAAGAGUAUGACUGAACUGUUUAAAGAUUUUUUCACCGAAGAACUAAAAACAUCUGUUAAUGAGGGAAUGGUAUUCAAACAGAUCCAUGAAUACAAUUUACAGACAUUCAAAGACUUGACUCUCACGGAUGAGUUGUCAUGGCUCGCAAAUACAGUACAGGAGCUCAAGAGUCCGGUAGUCUUUUCGCACAAUGACUUUAACCGUAGAAACACUUUAGUCCGCGAUUCAAAUGUUAACAAUAAUAAGGAAAUGGAGAUCUUUCUCAUCGACUUUGAUUGGACUAACUAUAGCUAUAGGGGCGCAGACUUUGGACAAUAUUUUUGCAGUUGGGGUCAAAAGGAGACUGACUUCGGGUCCGGAGAUUUCCCGACUGACCCGCAAAUGGCUCUCUUUAUUGACGCAUAUAUCGAGGAAAUGAUUGAAAUGAAUGGCAAUUCAUAUGCAAAACUUGAAAUCAAUUCACGCGAAAGGAUUACAAAAGAAGCGAAAUUGUUUGCAUUAAUGGCUUUCAUGAAGGAUGUUAUGUACUGUAUUUGGCAAACAACACUCAUCGGGGUCACCGACUUAAUGCCCAAAGCGGAAGUCCGAUUUAAUUGCUACCGGGUGCUCAAGAAACGCAUACUUCAUGAAUAUCCGGAUUUACAAUAA